Solanum stenotomum is the source of this 1481-nucleotide messenger RNA. RefSeq lists its product as uncharacterized. Gene Ontology annotation, molecular function: oxidoreductase activity, acting on the CH-CH group of donors. The record is from RefSeq and is a predicted model, not a curated record. Gene Ontology annotation, cellular component: membrane. Lineage: Eukaryota; Viridiplantae; Streptophyta; Magnoliopsida; Solanales; Solanaceae. The transcript has 3 exons. Gene Ontology annotation, biological process: lipid metabolic process. Bases 63 to 1019 code for a protein of 318 amino acids.
UAGCUAUCAGAAGUAUUUUGGGGGGGCUUUUAUCACUUCCCAAAUUUUCAACUGCUGCUACCAUGGCAACUCAUAGCAAUUUGAAGAAUGCCUUGAUUGCGUUUCUUGCUCCACUUCCCUCCUUACUUUUCUACCUAUCUUUCCUUCGCCAUUACCAUGAAGAUAAUCCACUCUACAAUUGGUGUUACCACCACCCUCUUCUGUUUGCUAAUGUCUUGUUUUUCUUCAAUGUCAAUAUCCUCUUCUAUGCCAUUGGUUAUCUCCAAUCUAGUCACUGGAUGAUAGAUUUGUACUGGACUGUGAUUCCAGUAAUGUUAGUGCAUUUCUAUGCAAAUCAUCCGUUGGCGCAGUAUAAUGUGUGGAGGUCUAAGGUGGUUAUACUUUUAACUUGGAUUUGGAGUAUAAGACUUACUCAUAACUACUUCCGUCGCGAGAACUGGCAAUGGGGACACAGGCAAGAUUGGAGAUUUACAGAUAUGAGCCACCAGUUUGGCAAGAACUGGUGGCGGAUCUCUUUCUUUGUUGUUUAUUUCUCUCAGCAGAUUUUUCUGAUCGGUAUAUGCCUGCCUAUGUAUGUUGUCCACUCUGAAGACAAGCCAUGGAAUAUCUGGGAUUUCAUUGCUGUAUUCAUCUGCUUGUCUGCCAUUAUAAUUGCUUAUUAUGCAGAUACCGAGCUCUACAAUUUUGUGAGCAGAAAUCAGAAACUAAAAGAGCUUGGCAAGCCAAUGGUUCCCAAUCUUGAUGAAGGCCUCUGGAGGUAUUCACGACAUCCAAACUAUUUUGGAGAGCAGUUAUGGUGGUGGGGACUCUUCCUAUUUGCCUGGAACUUGGGUGAGACUUGGACUUUUGUUGGUGCACUCGCUAAUAGCUUGUGUCUUGCACAUGUCACUGUGCUUGUUGAGAAUAGGAUGCUUAAGCAAGCCUACAGAGCUGAAGCAUACAAGCUCUACCAGAGGACAACAUCUGUGUGGAUACCAUGGUUCAAGUCAUCCACAAAAGGGAAAGAUAAGGAUACUUGAGUCUAUUUUCAAUCUCUUUGGUGUCUUCCUUUGUUAAAUGUCCACGAUAAGAUUUAGAGCUAUUGAAUAAGUAAUCUACUAAUGUGCGUUUUAAUUAUGUGUCUUGUACAAUUCAUUUGCUUGCAACUGUCCCGUGUCAUUCAUCCAAUAGCCUGAAAGCUUGCUAAGAAGAAACAAAAAUAUGAGGAUUGUUCUCCACCAGAAACAUGCAUAAUACAUGUAAGAAGGUAGGAAGAAAUCAGACCAACUGAAUCCAGAUAUCUCAACAUGUAUUAUAUGUUGAAGGGAAUUCGAAGAAUGGACAAAAGAAACAACCUAAUUACUUGCAUAUAUGUUUAAACUAUCAUCUCGGUACACUUGUAGUUUAGUCCAGCGUAGAACUGAGAAUUGUCCCCACUUCUUGCUCAUUGUACUUUCUGAUGUUGUUUCUCAAUCCAAGUCGUGUCUCUUCCUUCCUCCCAA